ACUCUUCCCGCUGGUGAAGGCAGAUAUCAGGUUCGGAUGAUUCCAUAUGAGGAUGAUGAGUUUACUCGGCCCUUCACUGGUAAAGUGGAUGCAGAGCUCGACCAGAAGAUGAAUGUGGAAGUUCGUGUCGAGGGGGUUGACAGCCGCCAGUUUGCCCUGGUGAUGGAGUCGUGGUGGGCUACACCUGUGAAUGAUCCUGAUCACAGUCUCCGCUGGGAUCUCAUCGUUACAGAGUGUCCCAAUCCAAAUGACGACACAGUGGAGCUGCUGCAGAACGGCGUCUCGACAUCCAGCCGUUUCUCCUUCAGGAUGUUCAUCUUCACUGCAAACUCCUCUAAGCUUUACCUGCACUGCGCUGUUCACCUGUGCCUUCUGUCAAGCAAUCACUGCUCAAUG
This is a messenger RNA of Sinocyclocheilus grahami, 396 nucleotides long. Its product is annotated as pancreatic secretory granule membrane major glycoprotein GP2-like. The transcript is spliced from 2 exons. The annotation marks the transcript as partial. Lineage: Eukaryota; Metazoa; Chordata; Actinopteri; Cypriniformes; Cyprinidae. The record is from RefSeq and is a predicted model, not a curated record.